AUGCCCCCCAGUCCUCGUAGUUCGCAAAACAAUCGGCUGCCGGAUAUUACGGAGAAUUCAGCGGACACAUUGGUCUACGACCGUGAGAUAUUAAAUAUUGGAAGUUCUGAUUUCAUCCUGAUAGACGAGGUGAGCGAUAACGAGGAAAACAAUUUAAAGACUUAUUGUACAAAAAUUACGGACAAGACUAAAUCGGCAUUCCAGCGCAAAAACAUACCUAAACGGUUACCAUUUCUGCAAUGGUGGCCGAUUUACACGAAGGAAGAUUUUAUUGGAGACCUUCUAGCUGGCAUCACAGUUGGUCUAACACUCAUACCACAAUCCAUGUCAUUCGCAGCUCUUGCUGGUCUACCACCUCAAUACGGUCUAUACAGUUCGUUCAUCGGAAGUUUGAUGUACGUCUUUAUAGGGACUUGCAAAGAAGUUCCCAUGGGUCCGACGGCCAUCGUGUCGCUAAUGACGUAUAAUACGCUCAACGGAAGAGGGCCAGUGUAUGGGACGCUGCUGUGCUUUUUGACGGGAGUCAUUCAACUGGUCAUGGGAAUAGUGGGAUUAGGGUUCUUAAUCGAUUUUAUUUCCGGGCCGGUAAACGCGGGAUUCACGUCGGCUGUCGCUAUACUCAUCGUCGUGUCCCAAGUCAAAGACAUAAUCGGCAUACGCGCUGUGGGUUCAACUCUGUUCGACAUGAUUAAAUCUCUGUCUAAAGAUAUAGGUAACUUUCGAGUUGGAGACAUAAUACUUGGAUCGGUGUGUAUCAUUGUGAUUUUGUUGUUAAGAAUGUUAGCUUUGAUUCACGUGGGCCCUAAGGACGACAGCGAACGGACAAAAGUUCAGAAAAUUAUCAACCGAAGCAUGUGGUUGAUUGGCACUUUUAGGAAUUCAAUCGUCAUCAUCGUGACCACGUUUAUUGGAUUCAUUUACGUGAAUUCGUCGGGCCACGAUGUGACAUCUAAUGAAUUUCCACCUAUACCGUUUAAAGUGAUCGGAAAAAUUCCACCAGGUUUGCCGAAUUUCGAUUUUCCAAAGUUUAGCAUUACGAGAAACAACGGAACCACAGCCGGAUUCUUUGAGAUGGUUUCAGACAUGGGUUCUGGAGUUAUUGUCUUACCAAUAAUAGCAUUAAUUGAAAACUUAUCCAUAUGCAAAACAUUUUCUUUGGGAAAACCUAUUGAUGCUACACAAGAGUUGGUGGCAAUUGGUUUGUGUAAUAUCGGUAAUUCGUUUUUUCAUGCAUUACCAGGUUCGGGUUCUUUCUCUAGAAGUGCCGUGAAUGCCGCCAGUGGCGUACGAUCACCAAUGGGAGGUUUAUAUUCUGGAAUUUUGGUCAUUGUAGGUUUAUUAUUCUGUACACCUUAUUUUUACUAUAUACCGAAAUCGGCUCUUGCGGCGAUUAUUAUUGCUGCGGUCAUAUUCAUGGUGGAAAUUCGUGUUGUUAAACCAAUUUAUCGAUCAAAAAAAAGCGAUCUUAUACCUGGUCUAGGAACGUUUUUCGCCUGCUUGUUAUUGCACAUGGAAAUAGGGAUUUUAAUCGGCGUUGGCUUAAAUUUGAUAUCGAUUCUUUACCACGCGGCAAGACCUAAACUUUCAAUUAGAGUAAACACGACUAGGGGCGGCAUUAAUUAUCUGAUGAUGACUCCAGACAGAUGCUUGAUAUUUCCAUCAGUCGAUUAUGUGAGAAACAUUAUCAUUAAACACAGCUUGAAACAAAAUUUACCAGUAGUCAUUGAUUGUUCGCAUAUAUACGGAGCAGAUUUUACUGCUGCCAAGGUCAUAGAAUUGUUAACUAUAGAUUUUUCACGGAGAGGUCAGUUGUUAUUUUUUUAUAACCUGAAACCAAGCUUAGUAAAUGUUUUCGAGGGAGUUCGUCCAAAAGACUUCAACAUUCGAUUAUUCUAUGAGAGUCGAGAAAUCGAUCAACUUUUGCACAAACAUAUGAUAGUAAACAGCAAUGCGGAGGAUUGAGAAUUAUUUAAAUAACUUCAAUAUAAGAUAAUUGUGAUGACAAUUCCUAAGCUCAAAUAUUGAUCGAUUUAUUACGACUGCAUGAAAAAUUAUUAUCAUUGGUAUUCAUGAAUUGACGAUAAUCAUUUAAUGGAUAUUCCGAAAUUAAAACAUAUUACACAACUUACAACUGCG
Molecule: messenger RNA, 2136 nt
Organism: Rhopalosiphum maidis (corn leaf aphid)
Lineage: Eukaryota; Metazoa; Arthropoda; Insecta; Hemiptera; Aphididae
Product: sodium-independent sulfate anion transporter-like
Exons: 12
Coding region: 1-1962 (653 amino acids)
Biological process (GO): transmembrane transport
Cellular component (GO): membrane
Molecular function (GO): sulfate transmembrane transporter activity
Source: RefSeq, a predicted model, not a curated record